CCAACCCAACACCAACCAACUUUACUAGGAGACGCUGUAGAAUAGUAAUGAAUGAACGCUCGUAACUCGUAGCAACGGGAGUUUAUUUUCGGUGCAUAACAAACUGGUAGCGUUCUCUGGCUGGAGCAGUAGGCAAUGGCGCAAGUGCGUGGAUGAAAACACAAAAGGAUUGCUUGCUUGUACAGUUUUCCGUGAGUGGAUGGUAGAGUUUUGGGUGAUUCCGUGUCGCUUGCCAGAGGUCCACGACGAAAAUGGUGCUUCUUCAAGAAAUCUACUGUCCGGAGCAGAUUGUAAUACCCGAAAAUUUCCACAUUACUCUUAAGCAAUACGCUAAAGCGGUCAUACGAACGCAGCCAUUUGAUUUAUUACGAUGGUCGGCAGCAUAUUUCCGAUGUUUGGCGCUCAGUGUUCAGCCGCCGGUAAAGUCGCGCUACGAGCCACCGGAGCGUCGUGGAACCCUGACCGCUGGAAUUGUUCGAGUACUAAUUGAUCAGCUUGGUAAAGGUUAUUACGUGCACAAGAGGAUCCUUUUGGAGAAGUGGGAAGGUUUAUGUCUUCCGGAAGAAGACUUAUUGAAUGUGUUGUCACUGCUUCGCAUGCUGAAUUGGUCCCAGCUACACUGGCUGAAGAUUGUUGCCGUUUUCAUUGGUCAACUGUGUAAAGACUUUGCGAGAACCGCAGAAAUGAUCUGUGAAAUGUUAACCGAGGAUCCGGAGGGUGGCGCUGCGUCGAUACCGUUCUGGAUGUUCCGAGAGUGCUUUCUCGCUGUGGCCGAUUUAGAUUGCGGCUCCGCUCAAAAGUUUGUCAAUGGGAGGAAAGUUCUUGAUGAGGAUACCGGUGCUCUGGAGGAGGAACAGAUGCCGCCUACACUGCCGAAAGUUUUGUCAACAAUUUCAUUUAAAAAUGCCAUUAUUGACAAGUACCGUGCCACGCUAGAGCAUGAAAAUUCUGCGCUAUCUCAGACCAUCCACAUCAGCGACAACGAUCAACUUUCGGAACCGUCGGCCGUUCCCUCGAGGCUUGAAUCUGAUUUUAAGUUUUUCGGCGACGACACGGAUGCACAUGAAGUUCUCCGCCGAGCGCCCGACUUUGACAGUGUGAUAGUCAUGCUGCGACGGCUUCGUGGCGAUGGGGUCAUUUCGAUGGUCAGCGAAACAAACCUCUCGAAAGCUGCCCUUGAACGAACGCAAGAACGCUCCAAACAAAUCGAGGAACUUAAAGCAUCUAUCAGCGAAGACGAGUACUGCAAGCUGAAGGAACAGGAACGUCAGGAACUGCUCAAGGAAAUGGGACCACCCUGGUUAAUGUUGUAUCUCUUCUCACAAGACUGCUCUCGCACGAAAUCGUUCAAUUAUGUCGAACAAAGCUCUACCUCCAUCUCGGACGAUUCCGUCUCGGCCUAUUCGAUGGAGAACCUUUACGAAGACACGCUGGAGCUCGAUCCCGGUGCUACCUUUGCACGGGAACGUCGUAAAUCCAGCUUCUCGCUGCCCGUUACACUGCGGGCCAGGAUGAGCGUCAGUUCACAUUCGGCUGCGUUCAUCACGAAUGAAAUCCUCUCGAAGGUUGUGUGCUCCAUCGACCAGGCCAUCAUUGACGGCGAGUGUGAACUGACCGUGGGUUCGAUAGCCAACUUUCUUGAGCAGAAAUCAAACUCCAGCGAGGAAUUUCUAUCGCCCGCUGAUCACGAGAAACUUCAGUCAUUCCUGAAGGAAGCGGAAAGCCGCGAGCUGGAGGUGAAGGACAUUAAUGAGCUGUAUAACUUUUUCGUCAGCGAAAGCUUCAAGCACGCCUUACAAGCGAACGGCAAUGAGCCACAGCAGAAAGAGAUAUUCAGCAUUUUCGGCGAGAGCGGUAUCGAUGUUGAUGCGAACUUGCUGGAGGCAAAAAUAUCGGACAAUAUGAUUAUUGGUCUGGUAGCGCCAGCACCCCCAGUUAAGGAACCUUCGGAAGAUGCGGACGACGAACAAGGGGAGAGUGCCGAACCGAGUGCCAUUUUACCGACACCUUCAAUGGAUACCCUGCUGCCUACUGCCUGCGAAGGUACGACCCAGACUGAUCCAAUCGAAAUUGCCUGUGUGCAGCGUAAGAUCCCACUCGCUCCAACGGAUGAUCAAAGCAUCACGUACAAAUGCAAGAUAUCUCCCAUCCCAGGCAUCGGUUGCACAAUGGAUGAAAAGGUCCGGGAUGCAUUUCUCGCCUAUCUGGCACAGCGAGCUGUAGAGCAGCAUGGAUUAAUAUAUCCACGCAAUUUCCGAGAGGCUCUGUGUCCCCGUAUUGAUUAAUUUGAUCCGAUCAGAUUAAGCAAACUGAUCGAAAGGGAAAAGGAAAAGAUAACCGGGCGAUUUUUUGAACACAAUAGUGCUCCAUACCUACCACGAACAUCAUUUAUCAUGACAACACAUAACCAUUAAACGAAGCUUGUGUACAUCAUAAGACGCCGUUGUUCUACAAGCCAUGUAUGUUAUUCAAUGGGCCAUGCGGACAAAACGAAAGCCUCCCGGCAUUUCAAAUUUAACGUGCGAAUCAUUUUUUUCAAAACCGCAAUACACAUUACAUUUAUCGCAUCAUUUUUCACGUGUAGCUGACGUUUUUUUCAUUUUUCACCCAGCAACCUAUUCGCUCACCCCGCUGGCCCAAGUUGGUGUACUAUUUUUGAAUGGAAAUUACUUAACGCACACAGUUUACCACACACCGAAUGCUCAAGCUCACCGGUACAUUUUUGCUGUCAGGAUUUUGAGUGGCUUCGUACAUUCGUAAUUCUCUACCAAGGAAACCAAAUUUCGAAACCAGCGAAUCUGUUAAAAUUGAGUUUCUGUUUGUUUGCGAGCUUACCAAAUUGUU
Molecule: messenger RNA, 2844 nt
Organism: Anopheles stephensi (Asian malaria mosquito)
Lineage: Eukaryota; Metazoa; Arthropoda; Insecta; Diptera; Culicidae
Exons: 7
Coding region: 252-2285 (677 amino acids)
Source: RefSeq, a predicted model, not a curated record